AUGGCUGCAAAAUUAUUGGCCAUCUACAACAUACUCUUCAAUCAAACCACCAUUUAUGGCGAUUUGGCGCCCGCCAACCGGGUCGGAGAGUGGGAAACCAACAUUGGUUUUUACCAAGCCAUUGAGCUUACCAAGAACUCGUUGCUGUACAAGAAACAAUCAGAGUUUCAAACCAUUGAAGUGCAUCAGUCCAAAUUUUAUGGCAAGGUGCUAAUAUUAGAUGACGCCUUGCAAUUGACAGAACGCGAUGCAGAUUCCUACAAUGAAAUGAUGGCCCAUGUGCCAAUGUUUCAACACGUUAGUCCAAAACGAGUAUUGAUUAUAGGCGGGGGUGAUGGAUAUGCCUUGGCGGAAGUCUUGAAACAUGAGAGUGUCGAACAUGUGGAUCACGUCGAUUUGGACAAGGAUGUCAUUGAGACUUGCGAAUUACACUUUCCCCAAUGGGCCACGGGAUGGAAGGAUCCACGCGUCAAGUUGCACAUUCAGGAUGGCGCCAAGUUUAUUGAAAACUUGACAGAAAAGUACGAUGUCAUUAUUCAAGAUUCUUCGGAUCCCUUUGAAGUCGAAGAAGAUGGGACCAUUACCCCCAUGCCAUCCGGGGCCUUGUACGAAGAAUCGCACUUUUGUGCCCUGAAAGAAAUAUUGACGGAAAAUGGAAUCCUCAUGAUCCAAGCCGAGUCCUUUACCAUACCUUCUUCGUUGCAUGGAAUUUCCUUAUGGCGGGACAAAAUGACCAAUUGUGGCUUUGAACGAACUCGAUAUGGAAGCAUCUUGACGAGUUCGUAUCCGACCGGGCAAAUUGGAUUUUUGUUGGCCGAACAGACACCAUCGGCAGCCAGUAGUCCGCAAGCCAUUCAAGAACGUUAUGAUCAAAUAGUGGAACGGGGGACACCCACCACCUACUAUCACCCACCAUUGCAAAACAGUUGCUUUGAUCUUCCCUUGUGGGUACACAAUAGCAUAUACAUUCCCAUGCCAGUGGUCCGAGACAACAAGGACAAGGACAAGGGCAAAACGAAUGAAGAAUUGUAG
This is a messenger RNA of Cylindrotheca closterium, 1032 nucleotides long. Lineage: Eukaryota; Bacillariophyta; Bacillariophyceae; Bacillariales; Bacillariaceae. The record is from the annotation of a GenBank genome assembly.